Molecule: messenger RNA, 2105 nt
Organism: Leguminivora glycinivorella
Lineage: Eukaryota; Metazoa; Arthropoda; Insecta; Lepidoptera; Tortricidae
Gene: CPH5
Exons: 3
Coding region: 128-448 (106 amino acids)
Cellular component (GO): extracellular matrix
Source: RefSeq, a predicted model, not a curated record
CCGCUGAGUGCAAUGACGAUACCGCGACAGGAGUUCGUGGGGCACGCGAUAUAAGGCGCGUGCGGUGUGUCGCGACAACAGUUGACGAUCGCUAAGGGUCCUGUGUGUGUUGUGAUUGUUGUUUACGAUGUGUUCCACAAAAUGGUUGUUAUGUGCGUUGGUGUUGGCAUGCGUCGCGAUGAGACACGCAACAGCUGCGCCAGCGCCGCAGAAGGAAGACCCGCCUAUGCCUUAUGAAUACAAAUACGACGUAGAAGACCAAGAGAAGACCCUCUUCUUCGGCGCGAACGAGGCGGGCGACGCGCAAGGGAAAGUCAACGGGGGCUACAAAGUGCUCCUCCCUGACGGACGCCUCAUGACUGUGGAGUAUACCGUGGAGGGGGACAGCGGGUUCGUGCCCAAGAUCACCUUCGAGGAUAACGCUAAUCCGUUCGGGAAGGGGAAAUAAGAAGGAGUGUGAGUGUGAUACUUGGAUUGUGAUGCCUGUUUCUGAUAGGAUUUUUUUGGACCAGAAUGACGCAGUGGAGCUAUAUCAAUAGUCUGGCAAAAAAUAAAAUAAAUAAAUAAAAACAUAUAAAAUUUAUUUACCAACACAGCAGGAAAUGGAAAUGUAUGAAAUCUAAAAGUAAAAUUGCAGAUACAUGUGUGUGCAGUAAAAUGGAUGAGACUCAGCGAGACCGCUGAUUUUCAAAUUUAAAUCUAAUACUUAACAAAUUAACAAUCUUAGUAGCUAAACAGACGAAUAGAUCGUAGAUAAGUAAUUAAAAGGUGGCAACAUUGAUGUGUUGCCUCUUUCAAAUUAAUACGUGUAAGAAAACGAGACGACACUAGGAUGUAGCAACGUUUGAAUUUCUACUCUCUUUUCCUGGGCAAAUGCGAGCAAUAUACGCAAUACCGCUCGCAUUUUGUUUUUUUUUUCUUUAUUUGAAACAAGACAGAAAAGAAGCUUUUAGGGUAAACUCGCCUCAUUCGGUGACACGCCUAAUUCGGUGGUACAAGCUUUGAGGCACUAUUCCGAAAGACGAUUUUUGGUUGUUUCACCGAAUUAGGCGUGUCUACGAAUGAGGCGAGUUUACCCCAUGUAUAACUAAAGUUUAUACUCCAUUUUAUGCUUUGGCAUACACGGUGUAAAUAAAAUACUGAUUAUUAUAAUUGCUGUAUCUUUCUAAAAAGCUAUGUUUCAGUCUAUCAGGAACAGGAAGUCAAAAAGAAAUCCGAGUAUGAUCGUUAUAGAUGAAUUUACCGCCAGUCUGCUCUGAAGAUUCCAUAAUUUUCUUAAUUUUCGCAUUGCAACUGAAUAAAACACUAUCGCUUGUGUUAUUUUCUUAUACCUACAAAUUUGUGCGUUUGAACCAAUAUCAUUCAAUAAUUUGGCAGCUGUUUUUGUCUUUAUGUGAAUUUACGAUAAAGGAACGAUAAAUUUGUGUUUUUUUUUAAGUUUUUUUUGUUUAAUUUUAUUUCAAUUUGGUUGAGGGUAGGUACACCCACAGUAGGUAGGUGUACCUUUAUUAUGUAGGUAUAUCCAAUUUUCUUGAGUGAUCUUGGUUCAAACGCACAAAUAUGCAAUAUCUUGUUAUAAGAAACUUCAGUAUUUCUUUUAAUACUUAUUUUGAUUUUAUUAAGUCAGGUACGUAAGAAAAGCAUUUAUGAAUCAAUCUUUCCGAAACGCAUUUUAUUUUCUUUUCUUUUAUUUUCAUGAGUCAAAACAAAACUUUAAAAAUCAAAUGUUUACCACUUUUACCAGUCUUGAAUAAUAAAGUAUUAUAUUUUAUUAUUUCUUAUCAUCAUCAUCAUCCUCCUUGCGCUAUCUCGGCGUUUAUUUUAUUGUUUCUUGUAUUAGUACCUACAUUAUGUUUUGUAUUUUUUGUUGUUUUGUCAGAAGUGUAAAUUUUAUCUUACUUAAUAAUUUUUAUAACGUGUACAAAUUUCAAUUGGAAUAUUAGCGAUUGUAGAAAGUUACCAAUUCUGUGAUUCAUUAAAUAUUAGAUAAGGUCACUAUUGCCAUUAGUUUUAAGAAAUUAUUAGAGUAUAAUUAUGUAAGUAUAUGACUAUUGUUUUAUCAUCGAACUAUGUACAAUUUGUAUACAAAUAAAUAUUUACGAUGA